Molecule: messenger RNA, 1964 nt
Organism: Aplysia californica (California sea hare)
Lineage: Eukaryota; Metazoa; Mollusca; Gastropoda; Aplysiida; Aplysiidae
Product: nitric oxide synthase 1 adaptor
Molecular function (GO): nitric-oxide synthase binding
Source: RefSeq, a predicted model, not a curated record
CGUGUGUCUGUGGGAAGCGUUCAGUUGUAGCUGACAGAAGCGCGGCGUGGGCCAAAGCCAGUGGCCAAAGCGAAAUCGGUGGUGCCACUACAGUAGUAGUAGUAGUGGAAGGUGUAAAACUGGGAGAAAAACGGGAGAGAGAGAGAAAAAAGAGGAGGGAGGAAUUUUCUUCUUCAUUCAACUCACUCCUCCAUCAAUUCCUCUUUCUAUUCUUCGCCAAGUGCUGUGUGUUUUUUCGACACAGCUCUUCGGGGAUUUUAGCCUGCUACAACUUGCUGGACUUUGAACCCCGAUCUACAGACUCGCUCUUCAAGGAAUCCAGCCCCCCCCCCCUCAUCGCGACCGCUGAUCGUGAAAGGCUCUUGAAGGACCCUUGAGAUGUCCAGACGCGACUGUUUCCUCGUGUCCAGAACCCUGUACUUCCAUCUCCUUACCGGAUCAGCGUCUUCUUUCUGACUCGUCUGUGGGUGUCUGUGUGUGUGAGUGUGUGUGUGUGAGGGGAGCAGGCACUGGGCUCUGUCUUGUCUGGAGAAAGAGCGAGAGAGGUCUUUUCACAACGAGCUUCUGUCGAGAGUUGGACGGACGGGCACACGCUUUCAGAAUCUGUGACAGUUGGAGUGGGAGUGGGAGUGGGAGGAGGAGAGGAGGAGGAGGAGAGCGUCUGUGUUUUAAAGUCGUUUAAGAAGAGGAGAGGAGGGAAAGGAAGACAGAGUAGGAGAAAGAGAGAGUGAAGUUGGGAAAUUGUACAGAGUAUAAAUUUGACACGAGGGAAAAUAGGUAGAGAGAUAAAAAGAAGAGAUCGAAAAUUAAAGGAAGCAAGACGGGAUAUAGAUAGAAAGAAGCUCACAGUACGGGUGAACAGAAAAGAAAGACAGAAGAAGGACAGGGGGAAUAAAAUCAAACAAAAUAUAGAACACACAUUGACAGGGAAGAAAACAGGUAGACAUUUGAAAGAACGAUAAAAACACACGUGCAAAUUCUACCCUAUUAGCAACGAAAUAAAUUCUCUCUUUACAAUUUAUGAAAGGCCGAUAACACAUUGAAAUAAAUAAAACAAUUGGAAGACAAAGAUAAAGCCAUCCUAAAUAUUUCUCAAAUGAAUAAAUAGCAGCAGCAAAAUACGGACACACUCCUCGCGGAAUUGUUUGCAGACGAUCAGCAUCUCCCUCCAGUGACGUCAUUCUUCCCAUUCACCUCAUAAUUCUAUCUCCACCUCCCACAGUGAUGUAAUUAGCGGGACACAAACGUUCCCACACAGCUCGCAGGGGUCAGCAACAAAGCCAGCAGCAUCAGCAGAGGCGGCCUCUGACCUUUCACCUCGUCGCCCUGAUCGCCCCACCCCACGCGCACUCACCCACUGACUGCCUUCUGCCUAUGUGGACAUAACUUCUCUCUAGCGCAAACACAUUGUGUUCGAUUUGUUAGUGUUGGUCGCUGGCCGGCGGUUCACGGGUUUGAUCUUCUGGGGUCGUUAGCGGUUUGCUAUAAUUUGACCUUCUGAGGUCACCAGCUGUAUACACUUUGACCCGCUGUAGUCAUCGGAUGUUUACCUUUUGACCUUCUGGGGUUCACGGCAGUGUACAUUUUGACCCUCUUGAUCACCUAAAGUAUACUUUUUGACCUUUUUGGAUCACCGAAAGUAUACCCUUUGACCUUGUUUGGUCACAGAAAGUGUACACUUUGAUCUUUUUGGGAUUAUCAAAAGUAUACUAUUUGACCGCUUGGAUAUACUGUUUGACCUUGUUCAGGUCACCGACCUUCAACUGUACAAGUUGCCCUUCUCCUCACAAAUAUAAACAGGCCCGGAGGUUUGCCACUCUUAACCGGAAGCCUGGUCUCCCAGUUUUCCCGCCAAAAUGCCGUCGAAAAAGGCGUACGACCUGGUCUCAGACGACGGUUACGACAGUCGGAUUCCUUUACACAAUGACGAGGCUUUUCAGCACGGACUACAAUUCCAGGCAAAG